AUGUCUGAGCCGUUCCAACUUCGUUUCGCCGGUCUAUGCUAUCGCUACUCGCACGACGAGUUGUGGCUUCCCUCUGUAGGCAGCUACGAGCUCUGGGCGCCCUAUGAGCCUUUUCUUGGCGAGAAGCUACGGUUUACACAGCCGCAAUCGGCUGCUUUCUUCGACCGACACUACGGUGCCGCGACGGCAGCCAACAAUGCAACCAGCAACAGCGGACAAUCCAACAAUGGCGACUUGUUUAACUCCAGCCUUGACAUAUUCAACGAACAGAUUCCUGACUUUACCCAAGACACAACUCAGCCGUUCGACUGGGCAGGCGCUACCGGCGAAGUGCUUUCGUGGUUUUACUAG
Phytophthora infestans T30-4 is the source of this 351-nucleotide messenger RNA. RefSeq lists its product as uncharacterized. The record is from RefSeq and is a predicted model, not a curated record. NCBI's taxonomy places the organism in Eukaryota, Oomycota, Peronosporomycetes, Peronosporales, Peronosporaceae. The transcript is spliced from 2 exons. Bases 1 to 351 code for a protein of 116 amino acids.